This is a messenger RNA of Chenopodium quinoa (quinoa), 5093 nucleotides long. RefSeq lists its product as uncharacterized. The transcript has 12 exons. Gene Ontology annotation, biological process: DNA transposition. NCBI's taxonomy places the organism in Eukaryota, Viridiplantae, Streptophyta, Magnoliopsida, Caryophyllales, Amaranthaceae. The record is from RefSeq and is a predicted model, not a curated record. Gene Ontology annotation, molecular function: zinc ion binding; transposase activity; DNA binding. The coding region runs from base 1 to 4998 and encodes 1665 amino acids.
AUGGAGUUUUUCAAUACUGGUGUUAUGUUGAGACAAUGGAACUGCACAACUAUAACCUUAGUUCCUAAGGUUCAGAAUCCUUCCCUUGUUAAAGAUUUUAGGCCAAUUGCUUGCUGUUCUGUUCUUUAUAAGCUUAUUUCUAAAAUCAUUACUUCAAGGCUUGCAAAUGUGAUUUCUGUGGUGAUUGAUGGCUCUCAAGCUGGGUUUAUCCUAGGGAAGCAUAUUGGUGACAAUAUCUUAUUAGCCACUGAGCUUAUUAAAGGAUAUGGGCAUAAGUUCCUUUCUCCCAGGUGCAUGUUGAAGAUUGAUCUGAAAAAAUCUUAUGACUCUGUUGAAUGGGGCUUUCUGAAGACUGUUAUGUCUGAGAUUGGUUUUCCUAACCAAUUUAUUGCCUGGAUUAUGGCUUGUUUGUCUUUUGUCUCCUUCUCUAUUUUGAUCAAUGGUGUCCCUUCCAAUUCAUUCCCUGCAAAGAAGGGUCUUAGCCAAGGUGAUCCCAUGUCUCCCUUUCUCUUUGCCAUUGGAAUGGAGUAUCUCUCCAGAUGUCUUUCUGAGCUUCAGCUGAAUCCUGAUUUUAACUAUCACCCUAGGUGUGAGAAGAUAGGGUUGACCCAUCUUAUGUUUGCUGAUGAUUUGUUGCUUUUCUCUAGAGCAGAUGCUCAGUCUGUUUCUUUUCUUUUUCAGGCUUUCUCUAAGUUUUCCGAAGCUUCUGGUUUAUCAGCUAACUUAGAUAAAAGUGAGGUGUAUAAUGGUGGGCUUCUUGAUUUUGAGCAGGAUGAGCUGAGAGAUUUGAUUGGGGUUGCUCCUAGUACUAUCCCAUUUAAGUACUUAGGGGUUCCUCUUUCUUCUAAAAAGUUGACCAUUGCUCAAUGCAAGCCCCUUGUUGAUAAAGUGACUGUUAUAAUUAAUGGUUGGUCUGCUAGGCACCUCUCCUAUAUCCUAAGAGAAAUUAAAGCUAGAUUUAGAGCUUUCAUUUGGACUGGGAAAGCUAAUCCCUCAAAGAAAUCCCUUGUCUCUUGGUCUCAAGUUUGUCUCCUAAAAGUUAGUGGUGGCUGGAACCUUCUUUCUCUUCCUGAGUGGAAUGUUGCUGCUAUCUCCAGUCUUCUCUGGGAUCUUGCUCAUAAAGCUGAUAACUUAUGGAAUUUUGAAUGUAGAACUGUUAUUGAUAAUAUUGGUGGUUGGGAUGCUGUUAAACAAGGUGGUAAAAUCAAGAUUAAGAAGAUCUAUUUGAAGGUUAUGACUCAAGCUCCCAAAGUCCCAUGGAGAAGACUCUUUUGCAAUAAUUCUGCCACCCCUAAGAGCUUAUUCAUUCUCUGGCUUGUUGUUAGGAACAUAUUACUCACAAAAGAUAGAUUGAGUUCAUGGAAUAUGCAAUGUGAUCCUAUUUGUUUCCUGUGUAAUUUGAAUCCCGAGUCAAUUGAGCAUCUAUUCUUUGAAUGCAGUUUUACUAAGGUCAUUUGGGAAAGAAUUUUGGCCAUUUGUAGGUGCAACAGGUCUAUUUUAAGCUUUGAUACUGAAGUUAUGUGGGUUUCUAAACUCUACAGGAAGGAUAGAGCUGAAAACAGACUGUUGGGAAUGUGUUUUGCUGAAUAUGUGUAUCAUAUUUGGUUACAAGGAAACUCCUUGAUUUUCACAGGAAAUUGCAAAUCUGGUGAAGCUGUGAUCAGAGAUAUAUUAUUUGCUGUUGCCUGUAGAUGCUCUGGUUCUGACAGGAAUUUGUUGAUCCUCUUGGUGUUUCCAAUCUUGAGUCCACUGAGUCUAGGUGGGGGUUUUUAUCUAUUAUACAGUUUGCAGGGUUGGUGUGUUUUGUUUGCAGAACCCUUCCUAGAAGGUGGCUGGAAGCUUGAGCUCAGGUUGUUCUUGUCUCUUUCUCUUGAACCCUUACUAGAAGGUGGCAGGAGAUUGAGCUUGAACUGUUUGGUGGUUGGUUGGCCUGUUUUUCAGGCUGGGCCUAAUGAGUUCGUACCCCCUCGUAUGUCCAUCCAUUUCCAGGAGACAUACGACCCUAUUGAGGAGAUGAUUCCUCCGGCUUCUGAGGAUCAGCGCUGUGUGGAGCGAUCAAUUCCUCACCACCACACUCGGUUCUCGCGCGAGGUGGUCACGGCGAUGGCGAGGUGUAUAGACGAUUUCCGGAGCCAGCUCGUUGGGAUGAGGAACGUAGCUACGUGUCGUCGUGACGACGCUGUUCAGGAGAUAAUGGGUGACAAGGAUAGUUUGGUUGACAUCUGCCUUAGAGUGGGAGGUGCUUUUGUCCCUAAAAGAGUAACCAAAAACAGGCAGCUGCUGUGUUGGUGUGGUGGUUGGUGUUACUGGAAGAGGAAGGUUCAAGUAUCUAAGUUGGAUGUGCAUUUGAUUAGAACAGCUGCAAUUCAUGGUUUUGUUAAUGGUGAUAUGGAUGUGCCUAUGCAUUACAGCUGUUGGUAUAGGCAGAAGGGGAAAACCUUUAACACUGGGAAAAGGGAACUAGUUAACAGUGAAGAGGUUAAGGGCCUUUUGGAGACAGUAAAUGAAGAGGGGUAUGUUGAGAAAGUUCAAAUACAUCGACUAUUAGGAGGAGCCCUAGGUUUAAGGGAGGAGAGUCCACCUAGGAAAGCCUCAGCUAAUGCUAAAGUGUUGAGGUUUGAUGAAGAAAAGGAUGAUGGAUGUGAAGGAUCUGGUUAUUCAAGUUCAGAUUUGAGUGAUGAGGGACAAGAUUGGGAACCUGGUGAAGAAGAAUUUGAUGAAGGGGAUGAGGAAUGGUAUAUUGAAGGGUCAAAGGAGAUCUUGGCCAAAGUGAACAAGAGCCUUAGGAAAGGUUUGGAGAGUGCAGUAGAUGACAGGGUUGGCAAAGAUAAGAGAGUAGAGUUGAGAAAUGAUUUGGAUGUUGGAAAACCGAAGGUGAAUCCAGAAAGUGAUGCUGAUUCAGAUGAUUCAAGGAGUUUGUGUGGAUCUGAUGAGGAACAGGACUAUGCUCCUUGGUUUAAUGCUGAUGUGGACUUUGACAACCCAAUCAAGUUGAAGUUAAAUCAGAAAUUCAGUAAUGCUUCAGUCUUGAGGAGGGCCUUAAGACUUCAUGCCAUUCAAAACAGGUAUGAGUUCUACUACUUGCAUAAUGACAGUAAAAGGAUUACAGUUCAGUGUAGAUACAGAUGUGGCUGUGAGUUCAAUAGCUACACUUGUAGAAUGCCUGCUUGUACAUGUGUGGGGGGGGUAAAGUGUCAGUUCAAGGUGUUUGCAUCAAAACUUGUUAAGCAGCAAACUUGGCAAAUCAAAACCUUGAAUUUAGACCAUUCCUGCUUCAGAGUAAAGAAGAACAAGAUGCUUACUGCUGAAUACAUAGCAGAGAGGUAUUUAGAAGAGUUUAGGAGUAACCCUGGUUGGAGAAUUAAGGAGAUUAGGGCUAGGAUUUUGAAUGAUUUAGGAGUUGAUGUGAGUUACUAUAAGGCAUGGCUAGCUAGGUGUAGGGCAAAACUACUGAUAUUUGGUUCAGCUAGGGAGCAGUAUGCUAGGGUGUGGGAUUAUGGGAAAGCUGUGAUGAAGUACAACCCUGGUUCAGGGUGCAAUGUUGUUGUUGAUGGUAUUGACAGGCCAGAGCCACCAUUGUUCAUGAGGAUGUUCAUCUGUUUAAGGCCAUUGAGAGAUGGAUUUGCAAAGGGUUGUAGGCCUUUAAUAGGGUUGGAUGGUUGUCACCUCAAGGGUGCCUUUCCUGGGCAAAUUCUGGUGGCAGUUGCUAAGGAUGGGAAUAACAACUUGUUUCCUCUAGCUUGGGCCACAGUGGAGAUUGAAAACCAGGAAACUUGGGGUUGGUUCUUGGAAUCCCUUAUGUCAAUGUUCACACAUGAUCAAGGAGCUGGGCUGACCAUCAUGUCUGACAGGCAAAAGGGUUUGAUUAAAGCAAUGGCUGAUGUUAUUCCCAAAGCUGAGCAAAGGUUUUGUGUGAGGCAUAUUUGGGCUAACUUCAAGCUCAACUUCACUGGAUCAACCUUUAAGGAGCUGUUUUGGAGAGCAGCUAGGGCCACCACCAUUUUUGAGCAUGAAAUUGCCAUGGAGUCUAUCAAAUUCCUCGAUGAAGAGGCAUAUGAGUAUUUAAUCAACAUUCCUCCCCACCAUUGGUCUAGACAUGCAUUCACACCAAACUGCAAGUCCAACAUGUUGUUGAACAACAUGUGUGAGACUUUCAAUGCAGUCAUUAGGCCUGCCAGAGAUAAACCUAUCCUCACCCAAAUGGAAUGGAUGAGGAGGUAUAUUAUGAACAGGAAUAAUGAAAAGUGGGAGGAUUCAAAAACAAUUACACACAACUUAGUGCCAUAUGUGAGGCAUGUUCUGGGGAGGAUAGACUUUGUGGCUAGGUCCUGUGUGGUGCAGCCAUCCAGAGGGAAUACAUUUGAGGUGCAGCUGAAGGAUGACCAGGUGUUGGUUGAUUUGGACAAGGAGACCUGCACAUGUUACCAUUGGGAACUCACUGGCAUUCCAUGUGUUCAUGCUUAUGCCUGCAUAUUGGAUAUGAGGGGUGACAUAGAGGCUGUUGUUGACCCAUACUAUACCAUGGACACAUACAGGUCUGCUUAUGAACCAGCUGUCCAACCAAUGCCUGGCCCAAAGCACUGGGAGAGAGUCAGAAUGAGGGAACCACUACCCCCUUCUGUUAAGGUGCAACCUGGGAGACCAAAGAGCAAAAAAAGGAAGCUUGAGCCAGGAGAAUGUUCUUCUUCAGGUGGUCAGGCAAGUACCAAGAGGAAGAAGCAAUGCAGCAACUGUGGGGGAUAUAGGCAUUAUGCCAAGACUUGCAAAGUACCUGCUGCACCAGCUACAGAGCUGAUAAAGUCAGCAGGCAGACCCCCACUGAACACUCCUUGGAUGGUGGAGGAGAGGAAGAAGAAAGAGAUUAGGGCUGCUAAAAAGGUAACACAAGCAUUACACCAACUCCCCCUUUGUUUUAUAUAUGUAUGUGUCUUUUCCAUUGACUUUUUAUUUUUAUAUGCAUGUCAUAGAGUGCAAUUGGGGCUGGACCAAACAGCAUAGGAAACAAAAAGUUUCCUCAAGAGCAAGAAGGUUGUCUGCCAUUCAGCAAGCGCCCACAGCCACAGUCUUCCUCAGCUAAGCAUUCCUCAGCUCAG